Exophiala xenobiotica is the source of this 327-nucleotide messenger RNA. RefSeq lists its product as uncharacterized. Bases 1 to 327 code for a protein of 108 amino acids. NCBI's taxonomy places the organism in Eukaryota, Fungi, Ascomycota, Eurotiomycetes, Chaetothyriales, Herpotrichiellaceae. The record is from RefSeq and is a predicted model, not a curated record. The transcript has a single exon.
AUGACUCCCAACAUCAUGAAAUCCCAAACGGACACGUCCAAGUUCAUCGGCACCAAGCCCGACUCGUCUUCGCACGACCCCCAUAACAACAACUUCCAAAACUACAACCCGGCGUCUGACGACAAGAAAGCCAGCACCGGAGCGCCACUGUUGAGCUCGCAGGGUGCAAUAGGCUCCCAAUUCCGCGCGGACGGCUCGAUCGGGCAAUUAGGGGAGACCGUCGGCGGACCGUUAAGCAAAGACGGCAUGGUUGGAAAACAUUUCACGGAGUCGGGAAGUGUGGGUGGAACGAUAACUAAUAUGGUUGGGGGCGCGAAGAAGGAGUAG